Heteronotia binoei (common prickly gecko) is the source of this 5260-nucleotide messenger RNA. RefSeq names its product solute carrier family 35 member D2 (gene SLC35D2). Gene Ontology annotation, cellular component: Golgi apparatus. The transcript is spliced from 12 exons. The record is from RefSeq and is a predicted model, not a curated record. Bases 142 to 1128 code for a protein of 328 amino acids. Gene Ontology annotation, molecular function: GDP-fucose transmembrane transporter activity; antiporter activity. Lineage: Eukaryota; Metazoa; Chordata; Lepidosauria; Squamata; Gekkonidae.
CGAUGGCGAUCUUCUUCCUGUUGGGUUCAUUUCCUCCGCCCAGGAGGGGGCGGCUGCUCAUGUCCUGCUCUGCAUAGCAGGAGUCGCGGUAAUGCCUUGGUGCAUGGCGAAUAGUUUAGGGCUUGCUGCACGUGCCAAGAGAUGAAAACGGAAGAAGAACAGGUCGUCGCAGCUGUCGCCCCGCUGCCCAAAUUGCUCUCUGCCCUCUUCUAUGGAGCCUGCUCUUUCUUGAUCGUUCUGGUGAACAAGACGGUGCUGACUGCUUAUAGAUUUCCAUCUCCAUUGUUUCUGGGAGUUGGACAGAUGAUGACCACUAUUCUGAUCUUGUAUGUGUCAAAAUUAAAUAAAAUCAUUCACUUCCCUGAUUUUAACAAAAAUAUCCCUAAGAAGCUGUUUCCACUUCCUUUCAUCUAUGUGGGGAAUCACAUAAGUGGAUUGUCAAGCACAAGCAAGCUAAGCCUGCCAAUGUUUACAGUCCUUAGGAAGUUUACCAUUCCACUUACAUUACUGCUGGAAGUCAUAAUACUUGGGAAGCGCUAUUCAUUGAGUGUUGUGCUCAGUGUGUUUGUAAUCCUCCUUGGAGCUUUCAUAGCAGCAGGAUCUGAUCUGGCUUUCAGUUUGGAAGGCUACGCUUCUGUAUUGCUGAAUGAUAUUUUCACUGCUGCAAAUGGUGUUUACACAAAGCAAAAAAUUGACCCCAAGGAGCUGGGAAAAUAUGGAGUCAUUUUUUAUAAUGCCUGUUUUAUGGUAAUUCCUACAGUUCUCAUCAGUUUUUUCACUGGAGACUUCCAUCAGGUCUCUAAUUUUAAGCAGUGGACCAAUGUUUUAUUCAUUGGACAAUUUCUACUUUCCUGUAUCCUGGGGUUUCUUCUGAUGUAUUCUACAGUUCUUUGUAGCUACUAUAAUUCUGCCCUCACAACCACAGUGGUUGGUGCUAUCAAGAAUGUGUCCAUCGCAUAUAUCGGAAUGCUGGUUGGUGGAGACUACAUCUUUUCUGUGUUGAACUUCAUAGGGCUCAAUAUCUGCAUGGCAGGGGGACUGAGAUACUCAUUUCUAACAAUACAGGGACAGGACAGCCCUAAGCACCCAACAGAUGAAGAAAAUCUGAUAUCCAAUGCCAAGAGCUAGCAAAAUGAAGUCAUUUGAAAAGCCAGAAGGAUACCAGCUCUGGUGGUAAUCAGGCAAGCACAUGCGAGAAUGGGACCUGAAUAAGACUGAAUCUACCUCACCAUGCAUUGUGACCCAGGGUAUCAUUGGCUGGGACAGAAUAUGACAUCCAGAAAGCACUAAUUAGAUGUGCUUGAUUCUUGUGUAUCAGGAUGCAAUAACACCAUAUUUUUGUACUCGAGACAGCUAGCAGGUUAGGAGAUACUUUGCCCCCGCACAGAAAAAUUCUUGCAUUUAGCUAAAUCCAAUUUCCCCCCCUAAUUUGACAUUACACUGUCAGAAUGUUCCCAUCCAAAUCCAAUUGAUUUGCUGCUAUCUCAGUAACUGUGGAAUCUAGAAUAUAGUGCUAGCUUAAACUGUAAGAAACAUUUAGAGGUGUGCAAACAGAGUUGACAAGUUGCUUCUUUUUGCGUGAGCACACUUCCACAGACUGUUCAGAGCCUAAUGUGUCAUUCAAUCUAUAGGCAGCCAGCUGAUGCAUGUUCUUUUCUCGUGGCUCCAACCACCUCUAUAAUGGUGCACCUUGAAGUGCAGUAAAUAUGCAGAAGCCUUAUCUCCUGGAUCAACACUAGCUCUACUAUGGGAUCUUAAAAUGCACAGCUUGUAUAAUCCCAGGAAUGUCCCCACCAGCCUUUUUUGUGCACAUCCUUGUGCCCAUAACUAAGCUCUGACUGCCCUGAAAGCUCAUCUGAUACUGGAUAUGUUGUGCCUUAUGUGCCUUGAGUCAAGCAUGCACCCUUUGUAUGGAAUAAGGCUUCUUCUCUUACCAUGGCUGUUAUAUUUCCUUAAUUCUUCAUGUGAAGCUAUUACUGUCAGUGAAAUCAAAGUCAUCUGUUCUGUACUGCCCCAGAUAAAGUGGCCAGACUUCCUCUUUGGCUUAGUUGAGAGAAAGCAAUGAAUAGCCAAAAGAGCAUGAAACAUUAUGAAACAAAAAGAGAUUUUGAAGCACAUUCCCUUUUAAUGCCACACACUGCAUGGUGGUGAUGAUUGGGAUGCGCAAGUCCAGAACAUUCCUGGCACAAUAUAAAAAGAUUCCCUCUUGUUUACCAAGAACAAAAUGGCUAUUCAAAACUCAUCUGUUCGGUGGUGUUUUUCUUUUUUUAAAAUUAAUCUCUGUAUUCUGUUUAACAUUCAUUAGCCAUGAGGUGGAGCUAGAGUGAACUGUAUUCUAUGCAUGGAGGAGAUAAGAUUGUGACUCUUCUGGCACAAAUAUACUGUCUGGAAUUUAGCACAUUUACAGUUGCUGUCAAGGUUGCAAACAACUCUGUUGCAUCCUUGUUUCUGGAAGAUGCUCUUGGAUUUUUGCCUUCUGCCCAGCAGCAGCAUCCCUUUCACCCACUGUGUCAUUUGGACUUGUCCACACCCUGUGCAUAUGCACUUAAAAGUGUUUUUUCUUGCUUUAGAGGUCUGAAAUCUCUCCAUUUGCCUUGCAGCUCCUUGCACUUCAUCAGAGGUUUCUCAGCUCUCAUUAGAGGCUUUGUCUGAGUGGAAGCAUCUAGAAUAGUCUAAUUCAUACGCUCAUCUGGAUAACAAUCUAGGCCAGGCUAUCUGACUUUGUCUAGAUGGAUUGAAGCCCUUUAAUGCUUGUUCCAGUAGAUGGUAGUUGCCUCAAUCCUGUUUCUCUCCAGAUGUGAAGACACAUGUUAACAUGGUAUUGAACAGCCUUUUCCCACUUCCUGCCCUGAUUCAUUGGCUGCUAGUUGUGGAAGAGAGAGUACAAGGAAAUGAUUCCACAGCAUGUGUCUUAAUUCACUGUUGCUGAGGAGACAUGGGAGGAGAUAUGGGGAGAGCAGUGGCCCUGUAUUUCCUAUACUGUGUAACUUAGUUAAAAUAAAUUAGAACAAAAUUCACAACCCUGUAGAGAAAUGUUUUUGUGACUUUGUAAAGCAUUUGCUGUGCUUUAAUUUGUGGGAAAGGAGAAAGUCAGGGAAGGUACUUUGUUUCUAACAAAAGCGUGAUUUGUGAUAGCAGUUAACAGUUUCUGACUUUUUGCAACACUUGAAUGUUUCUUUUUUGCAUGAUUUACUUUUUAAUAUCUAUUUUAGGAUAUUCUCAUGCAUAGAAUUGACUCAUUUAAUCAGGUAGGGUAGCAUGACUACCUCCAAGGUUUUCUGUCCACAAUGCACCCAUUGAGUUCUGUUCUCAUAUCAGCAGUUAGUGUCUGCUUGGUCAUUUUUUUCACAUGUCUCUAGUUGUUUUGCAGCUAAGCGCAUUACUGAGAAAAUAAUGGUUUUGUGUUGCUGCUGUUCAGAAAAACACAUUGUAAGGUAUCAUACCUUUCUGUGGAAUAUUUAUUACAUUUUGGCAUUUAUAUCCCUCAGGGUAUAUGUUUAUUCUUUGAUGAAGGAAGAUCACAGUUUGUCUACAUUUUUUUCCUCUGAAUACAAAUCCAUUGUAGUAAAUGAUAAAACAGUUUCCAAUUGGUAUGAUGUUAAAACAGAUGCAAACAAUAACACUUGAGGAAGGUACUGCUAGAGAUGCAGGUAACUUGUAGUGCAUUCCUAAGCAGCAUUACACCCUUCUAAGUCCAUUAACUUCAGUGAACUUAAAAGAGUGUAACUUUCUAUAAUUAAGAACAUAAGAGAAGCCAUGUUGGAUCAGGCCAAUGGCCCAUCCAGUCCAACACUCCGCGGUUCAAUGUGGCCAAGUGCAAAGUAAUGCACAUUGGGGCCAAGAAUCCCAGCUACAAAUACAAGUUGAUGGGUUGUGAACUGGCAGAGACUGACCAAGAGAGAGAUCUUGGGGUUGUGGUAGAUAACUCACUGAAAAUGUCAAGACAGUGUGCGAUUGUAAUAAAAAAGGCCAACGCCAUGCUGGAAUUAUUAGGAAGGGAACUGAAAACAAAUCAGCCAGCAUCAUAAUGCCCCUGUAUAAAUCGAUGGUGUGGGCUCAUUUGGAAUACUGUGUACAAUUCUGGUCACUGCACCUCCAAAAGGAUAUUAUAGCAUUAGAAAAAGUGCAGAAAAGGGCAACUAGAAUGAUCAAAAGUUUGGAACACUUCCCUAUGAAGAAACGUUAAAAUGCUUGGGGCUCAUUAGCUUGGAGAAACGUCGACUGUGGGGUGACACGAUAGAGGUUUACAAGAUUAUGCAUGGGAUGGAGAAAGUAGAGAAAGAAGUUCUCCCUUUCUCACAAUACAAGAACUCAUGGGCAUUCAAUGAAAUUGCUGAGCAGUCAGGUUAAAACGGAUAAAAGGAAAUACACAAAGGGUGAUUAACAUGUGGAAUUCACUGCCACAGGAGGUGGUGGCAUCUACAAGCAUAGCCAGCUUCAAGAGGAGAUUGGAUAAAAAUAUGGAGCAGAGGUCCAUCAGUGGCUAUUAGCCACAGUAUGUGUGUAUAUAUAUGUGUGUGUGUGUGUGUGUGUUUAUGUAUAUGUGUGUGUGUGUGUAUAUACACACACACACACACACAUAUAUUGACCACUGUGUGACACAGAAUGUUGGACUGGAUGGGCCAUCAGCCUGAUCCAACAUGACUUCUCUUAUGUUCUUAUGAUAGAUAAAUUGGAUCUAGGCACUUUACAUUUCUGAAUCUUAAUACACCAGCAUCAUAUGACUUCAGUGAAGAGAUGACUCUCAGGCCAAUUCCGCACUAGCCUCGUCCUAGUCUCACACUUUUCUCCACUGCACUUCCAUCCAAUUUCACACAUGCUGCCAUGGGGCUGCAACUUUCUCCACCUCUUUCCCAUGGCAAGCAAGAUCCUCUGGGCGAGUCGCAGCCCUGCAGCAGCUUGUGCAAAUCGGACAGAUGCACCAUGGAGAAGAGGAGCGUGAGACUGGGACAAGGCUAGUGGGGAAUUGGUAUAACAUUUGGAGACACCUUGAAGUUUUUCUCUUGUUUCAGUUAGCCUUGCAAAACCAUAAAUGUGAAGUUUUGAACACAGUAAUCUAAGAGAGGCAUUGGAGCCAUUUCCAUUAUGCGAAUGACAAUCAAAUGUUCAAUAGCUUGAUACAUGCCAACCAGCAGAAUUAAAUGUUCCUUGGUAAUGAAGGCAGCUGCUUGUCUAAUUCUGCUUUGCCUAAUCAGGCUUACGGUAUGCCUUUUGUAAAUCCAAGAAAUCCUAUUUGUUAUUAAAAAAUUAGUUCCCCUUU